Molecule: messenger RNA, 1384 nt
Organism: Anopheles nili
Lineage: Eukaryota; Metazoa; Arthropoda; Insecta; Diptera; Culicidae
Product: annexin B10-like
Exons: 4
Coding region: 112-1077 (321 amino acids)
Cellular component (GO): cytoplasm
Molecular function (GO): calcium ion binding; calcium-dependent phospholipid binding
Source: RefSeq, a predicted model, not a curated record
CGACUCCCGAGGUGUUUGCCGCGUCGCUAUUUUUGCUCCACAGCUUUUCGUGUUUUAGCAGUAAUUUAGCCCGGGUUUGGCGUUAAAGUGCUACGAAUUCAACCGCCCAAAAUGUCCUGGUACUAUACGCCCGUCCCAACGGUGGUUCCGGUGGAGGAAUUCGACGCUUCCGCAGACGCCAACGCCCUUCGCGGCGCAAUGAAGGGUUUUGGAACUGACGAGCAGGCCAUCAUGGACGUUCUAUGCGCUCGUAGUAACGCUCAGCGUCAACAAAUUCUUAACCAGUACAGCAGCGAGCUGGGUCGGGAUUUAAUUGACGAUUUGAAAUCGGAGCUGGGAGGCAAGUUCGAAGACGUCAUCGUUGGGUUGAUGAUGCCACCGGAGAAGUAUUUGUGCAAGCAGCUGCACAAGGCCAUGGACGGCAUGGGAACGGACGAGGACACGCUGAUCGAAAUUCUCGCUCCACAAUCGAACGAGGAGGUGAAGAAAAUUGUCGACUGUUACGAGGAAAUGUACAGCCGCCCGCUGGCGGAGCAUUUGUGCAGCGAAACGGCCGGAAGCUUCCGGCGGUUGCUGACGAUGAUCAUCGUUGGCGCACGCGAUCCUCAGGGCACGGUUGAUGCGGAUCUUGCCGUUGAGCAGGCGAAGCAACUGUACGAUGCCGGUGAAGGCAAGCUGGGAACGGAUGAGGAGGUGUUCUACAAGAUCCUUGCCCAUGCAUCGUUCGAUCAGCUCGAGAUCGUGUUCGAAGAGUACAAGAAACUCUCUGGCCAAACGAUCGAGCAAGCCAUGAAGCAUGAGCUGAGUGGGGAACUUUACGACGCACUUAGCGCGAUCGUCGAAUGUGUCCAAAUGGCACCACACUUCUUCGCGAAACGCCUCCACAAGGCCAUGGAUGGGGCCGGUACGGAUGAUGCGACACUGAUCCGGAUCAUCGUCUCACGGUCGGAGAUCGAUCUGCAGAACGUGAAGGAUGAGUUCGAGCAGAUGUACAACAAGACGCUCGUGAGCGCCGUACGGAACGAGUGCUCAGGAGACUACAAACGUGCUCUUUGUGCGUUGAUCGGUAGUGCCUAAAUGCAUGACGUAUACAAGAAGCCUAUAAAAGAUAAACGACAUUUAAAUGUGGUUCUGUAAUGCCAAUGAGAUUUAAAAUGCGCACUCUAGUUAACGUUUGCAAGACAAACCGAGGCCGCAAAUCGGCAUUUAAGUUGUAGCAGCUGCUGCGAGUCCUUCUGAAGGUGGCCUUACCAGCAAAUGGGAGGAGGACGUUACGUGCAUUCAAUGUUGUAGCCUUGCUCCAUUCGCCUUACGCUACGUUACGCUAGCAUUCACCAGUAUUUUAAUGCACAUUGAUUUGAAAUAAAGCAUUUAUGUGACUAUA